Molecule: messenger RNA, 4634 nt
Organism: Lactuca saligna
Lineage: Eukaryota; Viridiplantae; Streptophyta; Magnoliopsida; Asterales; Asteraceae
Source: the annotation of a GenBank genome assembly
UUUUCAUUUAAAAUUUCUACCCCGGAUCUCCCUCCAUACCCUCCCUAAACCCUUCCCUCGCUCUACUACAGUUACUAGACUAGGUUUUCAGCACAAACCCUCCGUGGCUCCACCACGAUCGAUGGCAGCUCGGUCGUCUUUUGCCGGUAUGGAGGUUCCGAUAAUCGGCAGCGAUUCUAUCAAAUGGUUCAGCAUCGCUGUCCCUUCAACCACUACUUCUAUGUCGCCUCCACCAUCGCCUGAGCCCUUUGCUCCUCUUACCGUCGACGUAUCAUCAUGCUGCAGUAUUGGAGACCCUCCUACCUAUUUCAUUUGGAGAAUAGACCAGAGUUGUCCAAAUGUCCUGGAGAUAGUCGAAUUCCACAGUUUUGAAGAAUUCCCAAGGGUUGGAUUGCGGCUUGAAUUUGCUAAUGCUCUAUGCCCAUUUGCUUUUAUAUGCAAAAAAGAGGUUCCUACUUCACUUGAGAACCCAUACAUGCUUUAUGCAUUGACUAUUGCUGGAGUUGCAUACCUUAUUAGACUGACUGAUAUAACUAACUAUGCAUCAUGCACUGUUUUCCCACCAAGUGAUGUUGUUGAGUUUUCUAUUCAAAAUUAUGGUGAUUAUGGAGCAAUUACAGCCAUAUCAGCAACCAUGGGGUGUCUUGUAAUAGGUGGAAGGACUGGAUUGGUUGGUUGUUUCCGACUUGGCUUUCUUGAUUCUAGUGAUCCAGGUUUUCUGCAUGAACUACGAGAUGAUUCCAGUUUUGGUCGAUUGUGGAGUUUAAUGUCGAGGAGGACCAUAGCCCCGGUGAAGGAUCUGGUAUGUUUACAUAUUCAAGGGAAAAGGUUUCUCCUUGUGUUACAUUUAGAUGGAGUUUUACAAUUGUGGGACCUUUUGAGUUUUAGUAGACUUCUGAGUUAUACCAUGAAUGCUUCAACAUUGGAAGGAGCUACAUUCAUGAGGUUAUGGGCAGGAGAAAAUAACCAUGAUACAAGUAUAUUACCUCUUGCAGUUCUGCAUAAGCCUAAGCCGGAAGUUGAUAGGGAGAUGAUAUCUGUAUACAGUUUGCAUCUUAGUAUGGGAGGGAAGACUAAUUAUUUUAUUGAGCCUUCAACAAUGAACAUCUCCAUGGAAGGGGGUCCACUCAUUGAUGUCAAACUUUCUUCAAAUAAAAUUUGGAUACUCAAAGAACAGGGACUGGUUUUGCACAACUUGUUAAGUCCAUGUGAGCGUGGGGAAUUCGAGCAACGCUUUUGCUUACAAGAAACAGUUGUUGCUGAACAACUAUUUCAAAGCUCUAACAAUGCUGCAUAUGAUCUUCUUUGGCUUGCUCAUUCACUAUAUUCAUCCACAAAGGACCAAAUUGCCCCUCGUGUGUCUUCAGUCUUCAUGCGUAUGCUAUUUCUUCCAGGCAUUUUCCAUAAUUCUGUUAUCCGAGAAACACUACAAGAUCAUAACAGACACUUGACUGAUUCUGAGUUUCACUCUUUAACUGCUGAUGGACUAAAAAAGGAGAUUAUUUCUGUAAUCGAGCAUGAGGGUGUUUCCAGGAAUCCACUUUCACUUAUAAACUGCUGGAGAAACUUCUGUGAACACUAUUUUUACAAUUGGGAUAAGAAGAAUGCAGCAUGUGGAUUACUUUUUGAUACAUCAAGUGGUGCGAUUGGUUUAAUAAGAAAAUCAUCAGUUUCUCUAUUGCGUUGCUUGGAAGAUAUAGAGCUUCUUGCCCUUGGAUCUUUUGAUGAACUUGGUGAAUCUGCAAGCUCAAGGAUCAACUUAUCAAAUGAUCUUGAACAGGAAUUACUUUGUGAGGUUCUAGAAACCGGAUACACUUCUUCAAUAGCAGCUGUUCAUGUCUCAGAGUUAGGUGUUGAUAAUGCUUGGAAAAAGGAAAUUGAUGACCACAAAGCAUUAAGGAAGUUCUCUGUGCAUAUGUUCUUAUCUCUUCAUGGUCUCUACAAAAAAGCUUCAACAUGGGACAAAGUUGUAGAUGUUGUAUUGAAAUACUUGAACUAUUUAGUGCCUCAAAAGAAUGAACAGAAAUUGGGUUCUGAAGCUGUUUUUGAUAUUAGUACUUGCAUAACAGUUCAAGCAACUUCACAAGUUGCUCAAGUGAUGUUUGAAUCUGCAGUGGGGAUACUAUUGCUGCUGAGCUACAUGGUGAAGUUGGGUGGCCAGAUAAAUAUGUCACCUGAUGAUGUUUCCAGGGUGCAACUUGAAUUAUUUCCAUUGAUUCAAGAAAUUAUUACUGAGUGGCAUAUAAUACAUUUCUUCUCAACCACACCUUCUGAAUCACCUGCCAUAGAAGAUUUCAGUUCUCAACUCUCCUUAUUACAAAUUGAUAACAGCAUUGAUCGAAGAUCAUGGAAUGACAAGCUUGGAAAAUGUGACUUUACAUUGGCUUUUAUUUUGUUACUUGAUCAUCAAAGUUUUUUCAAAGAUCAAAACCGUGUUGAUUCAAAACACCUUCCAAAUCCCACCUCUUUCAUUGCUCCAGUAAGAAACUUCAUAAGCCGGAUAGUUUGGGGAAGGAGUGAUGACGUGUCAUCUUCUUUUUCUACUCACUCAACUAUGCUUGCUUUGAUCUUGCUUAAACAUGGGCAGUUUGAUGCUGUUGAGCAUCUUCUUACAAUGGUGAACCAAAAUAUACUCAAGGAGAAAACAUCUAGUGGUAUUCAGGGUGUAAACAAUGAAUGGUGCACCCUUCUUCACCUUCUUGGCUGCUGUCUUCUUUCACAAGCACAUCGUCAAGCCCCACGGGGUUCUACUGAAAAGAAAGUUAAUGAAGCUAUUUCUUGCUUUUUUAGAGCUGCAUCUUUGCAAGGGGCAUCAAAGUCAUUGCAGAAUUUAUCAUAUGAAUCCGGAAUGCCUCACCUUGGCAUCUCUGAUCACGUCUCCCCUGCAGCAUGGAAACUUCAUUACUAUCAAUGGGCAAUGCAGAUAUUUGAGCAAUAUAAUAUGAGCGCAGGAGCAUGCCAAUUUGCCCUUGCUGCACUUGAACAAGUUGAUGAAGUUUUGGGCCUUAAAGACACUUAUUCAGGGGCAGAUUUUCUCAACGAAUCUCCAAAUAUUGCUAAAGGAAGACUUUGGGCCAAUGUAUUCAAGUUUACACUUGAUUUGAGCAAUUACCAUGAUGCAUAUUGUGCCAUUAUUUCAAAUCCAGAUGAAGAAAGCAAAUACAUCUGCUUGAGGCGUUUUAUCAUCGUUCUUUAUGAACGUGGUGCAACUAAGAUUCUUUGUGAUGGCCAAUUACCAUUAAUUGGUUUAGCUGAGAAAGUAGAGCAGGAGCUUGCUUGGAAGGCAGAGCGUUCAGAUGUUUUGGUGAAACCAAACCCUUAUAAAUUACUAUAUGCCUUUGAAAUGCAUCAGCAUAAUUGGCGUAAGGCUGCAACUUAUAUGUAUCUUCAUUCACUUCAACUGAAAAAUGAAGCGACUUUAAAAGAUUGCCAGCUCAGAUCAUUGACUUUGCAAGAAAGGCUGAAUUGUCUUUCUGCUACUAUAAAUGCACUUCAUCUUGUUCAUCCAUCAUGUGCAUGGAUCACUCCUUCACUUCAAGGGAAGUCUAAUCAUAAAGACUUAUAUCCAAGUAAAAAGGCGAGAAUUACAGUUCAAGAUCAGGAAGCUAAUGAUCAUGUCCCUGUUCAGAAACUGGAUUCCUGUAUGGAUAUUGAGAAACUUGAAAAUGAGUUUGUGCUGACAUCAGCGGAGUAUUUGCUUUCGUUGGCAAAUAUUAAAUGGACAUUUACAGGGAUUGAGAAGCCUCCACCAAACUUGGUUGAGUUGUUGGUUCAGUCAAAUCUAUAUGAUAUGGUUUUUACAGUAAUUCUUAAAUUCUUUAAGGGUUCAGAAUUAAAGAGGGAACUGGAAAGAGUUUUUAUUGCCAUGUCCCUCAAAUGCUGUCCUACCAGGGAUAAUUUUAAAAAGCAGAGUCUGCUUCUUACAUCAUCAAACAACGAGGCUGCUCAUGAUUCUCAUGACAUGGUUUCUGCAACACAAUAUUCAAAGGGAAAUGACCAGUGGGAUGCACUUGAACAAUACAUAGAAAAAUAUAAAAGUUUUCAUCCAAGAUUGCCAGUUAUUGUUGCAGAAACCCUUCUAUGUGCUGAUCGACUGAUUGAACUCCCUCUUUGGCUUGUCCAGAUGUUCAAGGGGAAAGUGAAGGGAAGUUGGGGCAUGUCUGGGGCUGAAUCAAGUCCUGCAUCACUGUUCCAACUUUAUGUUGAUUAUGGGAGAUAUCCAGAGGCUACCAAUCUCCUGCUUCAUUAUAUUGAAUCCCUUGCAUCACUGAGACCAGCUGAUGUUGUUGGUAGGAAGAGAACAUCUGCAGUCUGGUUUCCAUACACAACAAUUGAACGGUUGUGGUGUAAGCUUGGGGACUUAAUCAGUUCAGACCAUAUGGUUGAUCAAUGUGAAAAGCUAAGAAGCCUCUUGCAAACAGCUCUACUCAAGCACUUUCAUCAGCUAAAAGUGGAUUCAGACGAUGUGAUGGCCUCUGCAACCUCUUAAUUGAUAAUCAGAUUAUCUAAUCACACUCUAAAUGUAAAAGUUCAUUGUCGUUGUAACAUUACAUAUGACAUAUCCAAACAAAUAUAUCAUCCUUGAUUUUACAAGUUUAUAGUUUCGAAUGGUUUUGCAUGUUUUAAUAUCUCAU